CACAAAUGUAAUUAUGUCUUGGAGAGGUCUGUUUGGCGCCUGAAAACUGCUUAACAACAUGUUGGACAAGUGGGGAAGUGUUGGGGUGCAUCAAAAUAUUUUGGAUAAAAGGGAUCCCGAACUGCAAAUACACAAUGGAAAGAGAAAAAGAAUGUAGAAAACUUUAUAUGUAAAACUGGUCUCUCUUGAUGUCUACUGAUUCCACACACUUUAUAUGCAGAAUUCACCCUGUCGCCCUGGAGUAUAAAUCUUAUGGGAAGCCACAUCCAUUUGUUUUCCAGCAUGCUGAAACUGUGCUGAUGCAACUUGCACAAUCAAAUCAUCAUUUCAAAACCCUAUACAUGAUAGGAGAUAAUCCCACAAUUGACAUUGAAGGAGCACGGCAGGCUGGACAUCCUUGGUUUUCAAUAUUGACUAUGACGGGGGUUUUUAAAGGGAAGAAGAAUCAUGAUGAGUUCCCGGCAGAUGUGGUUGUUGACACUGUAGAAGAGGCAGUGGAUUACAUCUUGACAAAGGAAUACACCCCAUAAGGUUUAUACAUCCGAUGCCCAUUUUGCCAUCGAUUGACUUAGGUAUUUAAAUCUUCCAACCAUUACAUGUUGAACGGAUUUUUCAUUUACUUGUUAUUUGAUAUGUGGUGUAUAGACCAUAAUUUUUUACCAACACAAAUUAGGGUUUGAUUAAAACUGGUCAAAUUU
Molecule: messenger RNA, 698 nt
Organism: Ilex paraguariensis (yerba mate)
Lineage: Eukaryota; Viridiplantae; Streptophyta; Magnoliopsida; Aquifoliales; Aquifoliaceae
Source: the annotation of a GenBank genome assembly